UACACUCCCGCCAAAUAUAAACCUGUCAAAAUGGAUCGACUUGUCAUUGCUGAUUAUGGUAACUUUAUGCAGAAGCUGGGCACAGAUAAUGUUGAGAACAUUUUUCAAGAUGUUGAGUAUGUUUACGUCACAAAUUCAAAAGAUCCUCGCUUGGCUGGCAUAGGAUCUUUGGUAUCUCUUCCAUUGCCAAUAAUUUUAGCCCAGAAUCCGGGCAGCAUGUUGCUCACAGACCCAGAUGUAUCCGAGUUUAUGCCCCAUGAAUCACUUUUAAAAAGCAAUAGGAAGCACACCAACAGCUAUGAUGCAUCUCAAGGGUCACCUUUGAAGAUGCAAGAGUAUGCAGACCUAUCAGAUAUUGUUGUCAGUGAAGCACCUAAUGGAAUUCCGACCAACAGAGAGCAGUUCAAGUCAGCCCUGACCAAAAUAGGAAUACCAUUCAAUCAAACCAGAGUUGUAGCAUCAUUGUACAGCCUGGCAUCUCAAGGGAAUUCUUGGCCACCAUUACUCAUAUUUAGUGAUGGACAAAAUCGAAAGCAUACUGCCUGUCAGCUGUUAUCUCGUGAGGAACAAUAUCUCAAGUCCACCGUCGUUAAGGUAUCCUUUCCAGAACCUAAAAAUGGCCAUUUCCCAAAGAUUCAUAAUCUUAAGAUUCCAGAAAAGCAGAUGAAAUACAAAGCCUGCUAUGACAUGAUGGGGAAAAUGUUACAGGAAAUCGUCACAAACGGCCAAGAAUUUGCUGGAUCAUUAGUGGUUGAAACUGAAUGGACCAAACCAAUAUGCACAGCAGUUUUACAGUCUCCUCCAUUGGAGUCGCAGGCACACAUCCAGGCACAAGUGGUUUCUGGUGAUGAAAGAUCCACAGCCAGUGGGUUUUACAGAGAACUGGAGAUGUUGAAAUCAUUUGUUAAUGGUUUGGAGUCCGGAGAAAUUCUAUGGUUGGCCAACGAAAGUGAUGUUUCUGUCUUGGAGCAGUUGAAAAUGCAAAUUGAAAAAUUAAAACUUGGGGAUGCAGCUAAAGGUGAGAAAGAAACCCCACAAAAUGAUGUGGCCGACAUCUUAGGACUGGACUCCCUGUCUUUUGAUCGACGGAAGGAUCUGGAUUUUACAGACCAUUUAUGGAACAUCCUCAUACAGUGUACGUCAUACAGUGAGCUCGAAGAAGCUCUAAAGUUUGUAUUUGCUGUCUUGAGUAAUGGAGAGUUUUAUCCUAUGGUACACAGAAAGAAUAAUACUGUCAUUGCUCAGAUGGUAAGGGAGGCAUGUGGAGGAAAACUCAGAAUGCCAAACUUAGCUGGGGGAUCUUAUGCCAUUCAACUGUUAGCUGAAAUAGGGCUGGAGAAACUGCGACAAGAUUAUGUGCAUGCUUUCUUGUCAAAUGAACUGGUUGUACUUGGAAACAUUGAGUCAUUCAUUGGGACGGAGGGACCAUUCACACAGAGACUGGCUGCUUUGGAGAAGCUACAUCAUGUUCUGGAAAUGUCCGUCAUGCUAAAGAUGUUUCUAAAAUUAUCCAUGCAAACCCUGAAUUUCAUUGCCAUCCAGAUGUUGAAGUACUAUGAAAAUAACUCCCUUGACCAGAAGCACUUGUUUGAUUUUCCUGUACCCACUUCUCAAGUCAAGUCCAUGAUUGAAAACUCAGCUCCAUGUUUAUGGCAGAUGGAAUUCACCAAACAGGUUCAGAAUACAUCAGAAACCAUGAAGAUUGUGUUAACAGAAGAAAACCCUUUCCCCCAUGUUGGUUGGAGUUCUGUAUCUGAUAACAUGACGGAAGUUGAAAGUGAGGAUUAUAGGGACAGGGUGUACUAUGUGUUACAUGUAGAGGAAAGAGUUUCAGUUUUGUAGACUUCAGUAAAAAGAAAAAUAAUGGUGAAAUUUAAAUACAUUGAUAUUAUAUU
This is a messenger RNA of Saccostrea cuccullata (small rock oyster), 1895 nucleotides long. Its product is annotated as protein zwilch homolog. The record is from RefSeq and is a predicted model, not a curated record. Gene Ontology annotation, cellular component: RZZ complex. The transcript is spliced from 2 exons. Bases 31 to 1842 code for a protein of 603 amino acids. Gene Ontology annotation, biological process: protein localization to kinetochore; mitotic spindle assembly checkpoint signaling. NCBI's taxonomy places the organism in Eukaryota, Metazoa, Mollusca, Bivalvia, Ostreida, Ostreidae.